CGGGCGCCAGCCCCGAUCCCCUGCGUUGAAGCCACAUCAGCAAUAAGUAGCCAGCAUAGCAUUGGUCACGUGAACGCGCUCGUGGCUUCCGUGGUGGCAAUGGCCCAUUGCCAACGGUCUCGCACUUCCCACACGAGCUUUCCACGUGUUGAAGUUCGGGCCCAUUUUGCUUUUACCCUCCUCCGUGUCGUUGAAGCCGUCGCUUUGGCUCCUCUAUACACUGUACUACCGGUAGUACUCGCAGCAGGCGCUUGUGGUCGUCGUGCCCGAGGCUGGAGCGGUGCACCUCGGGUGCGCGAAUACCGUUGGGAUGCAAGCGCCACGUGCUGCUUGAUACGCAGCGACUCGACAUCGCCGCUGAUUGGCUCGAUAUUUUUAAGAUACCACCCUUGAUUGGCUAAAAAUCGGCGAAGGAAAUAGAAUGUGUGCGACGGGGGUCCUUCUCGCUGCCAGUUCCGAGAUUUCAGCAUGCAGCCCCGCGUCGAAGUCGUGAGCAAGACGAACGUGUCCUUGACGGUGGCCGUGCUGCCUGCAGCCGCCAAGUUCCAGCUGGCGUACAGCGAAUAUGGCUACGUGUACUACUCGUGGACCGAGGUGGAGGCGACGGGGUCGCCAUUGACGAUCAAGGGUCUGCAGCCCAACACGUGCUACGUGUGCAAGGCGCGCCUCUUCAGCGAUGAGACGAAUCAGUGGCUCGAGUAUGGCCCGAUCAGCCAGUACAUGCGCACGUUUACCGAGGAGGAAGAGACAAAGCGGUCGGGCACCUACUACGAACACGCACUCAAGAUGGAGCGCCAACAUCGCACCGAGAUGCAGCAGCAGAUCCAGCGACUGCAAAAGAUGCUCAGCGACCCGUCGAGUCCCCGCGGUAACAAGAAGCGCCAGCCCUCGGCCCAAGAGAACCUCAUGGCAAGCCGUAUGGACAUGGACGUGAACAUUGCCAAGCUGCGGAACGAGCUCUUGGAGCAAGCGGCGACGAUGAAGUCGCUCGAGAAGCAGCGCAAGCUCGACGAGGAGGUCAUUACCGAGCUUUUGAACGAGCAAGAGAAGCUGCGCACGCUGCAGGAGACGGCGCAAUCGUCGGCGUCGGACCAAGCGGAGAUUGCGCGUCUGCAGGCGCUUUUGAGUGCGAACGAAGCCCAGCUACACAACCACCAGAACCAAGCGAUCCAUGGUCAGUCGCAGAUUGAGACGUACGAGCGGUCGCUCGACCAGAAGCGGCAAGAGAUUGCGGUCAAGGAGAUGGAGGUCGAGCGGCUCAUGGACGACUGCCAGCGCGUGAUGCAAGAAGCCGCGGACGUGGCCCACUGCAAGCAGCUCGAGCUUGAAGAAGGCCUUUUGGAAGCCAAGAAUGCGCUCGAGCGCCAAAUGGACAACAAUGCGAUGCUGCACGAAGAAAUCAACCGUCUCCGGACCGAGAACUCGCAGCUGAAGCAGUCGAUCGAGGAGUUUGACUCGAAGAUCGCGCCCAAGCUCGUCCAGCUCGAGGAAGAGAACGAGUAUCUCAAGCGCCGACUGCAGUAGAUGGAGUUCGGUCCCGCGUGGGCGCGUAGCCUUAUCACUAAUAUACCGUCGUCCACGCUUUCGUCACGAA
Saprolegnia diclina VS20 is the source of this 1594-nucleotide messenger RNA. RefSeq lists its product as hypothetical. The record is from RefSeq and is a predicted model, not a curated record. The transcript has 5 exons. Lineage: Eukaryota; Oomycota; Saprolegniomycetes; Saprolegniales; Saprolegniaceae. The coding region runs from base 469 to 1524 and encodes 351 amino acids.